Xiphias gladius (swordfish) is the source of this 1002-nucleotide messenger RNA. RefSeq names its product IgLON family member 5 (gene iglon5). Bases 1 to 1002 code for a protein of 333 amino acids. The transcript is spliced from 8 exons. The record is from RefSeq and is a predicted model, not a curated record. Gene Ontology annotation, cellular component: neuron projection. NCBI's taxonomy places the organism in Eukaryota, Metazoa, Chordata, Actinopteri, Istiophoriformes, Xiphiidae.
AUGGGCUGCCCCCUCUUGUGGAACGCGUUUGCUUGUUUGAUCCUGGUUCUGCUGUCGAAAGGGUCCAGUUUGCACGGAGCGGAAUUCGGACACCUGCCGGACAACAUUACAGUGUUGGAAGGAGAAAGCGUCACUUUGAGAUGCCGGAUCGACGAGGAGGUGACCCACAAGGCCUGGCUGAAUCGCUCCAACAUCCUGUUCACGGGUACAGACAAGUGGUCGCUGGACAAGCGUGUGACGCUGGUCAACAGUAACAACAGUGACUUCUCUAUCCACAUUGACAAGGUGCAAGUAACCGAUGAGGGGCCCUACACCUGCACCUUCCAGGCCAAUAACAAGCCCCGCAUCGCCCAUGUCUACCUCAUCGUCCAAGUGCCGGCCAGAAUCGUCAACAUCUCAAAAAACGUGUCAGUGAACGAGGGAGACAAUGUAAACCUCUACUGUCUGGCAGUGGGUCGGCCUGAGCCCACUGUCACCUGGAAAGACCAGAAAUAUGGGUUGGUGAGUGAGGGGGAGUUUCUCGACAUCACAGAGAUCAAAAGGCAGCAGGCCGAGGACUACGAAUGCAUCACCAACAAUGGAGUGGCUCCGCCCGAUCAGCGCAAGGUCAAGGUCACGGUCAACUACCCUCCCAUGAUCACAGACAUGAAGAACAUGCCAGCCCACUUGGGUAAGACAGCCAUCUUGCGCUGUGAAGCCAUGGCGGUCCCACCGGCCUCCUUCGAGUGGUACAGAGAUGACCACAGGCCGGUGGAGAGUGACAACACCCUGAGGAUCAAAAACGAGAAGACGCGCUCACUGUUGCUGUUCACCAAUGUGACAGAGAAACACUUUGGCAACUACACCUGCUUUGCCUCAAACCGUCUGGGUGCUUCCAACGCAAGCAUGCUGCUGUUUCGACCGGGGGCCAUACAGGGGCGAGGGACCGGUUUACAUGCAGGGAUGAGUGUCGGCGUGUGUGUUUGGGUUUCUCUCUCUGCUCUUCUUCUGCUGAAGGUGUAA